AUGGCCAGCAGCCUUCCUCGGCCAGCUCUACCGUCUGGCAGCAUGAACGGCGCCCAGCCAGCGACCAUCUCCCAGCCAGCGACCAUCUCCCAGCCAGCGACCAUCGCCCAGCCAGCGACCAUCACCCAGCCAGCGACCAUCUCUCAGCCAGCGACCAUCCCCCAGCCAGCGACCAUCUCCCAGCCAGCGACCAUCUCCCAGCCAGCGACCAUCACCCAGCCAGCGACCAUCUCUCAGCCAGCGACCAUCCCCCAGCCAGCGACCAUCUCCCAGCCAGCGACCAUCUCCCAGCCAGCGACCAUCACCCAGCCAGCGACCAUCACCCAGCCAGCGACCAUCACCCAGCCAGCGACCAUCACCCAGCCAGCGACCAUCUCCCAGCCAGCGACCAUCACCCAGCCAGCGACCAUCUCCCAGCCAGCGACCAUCACCCAGCCAGCGACCAUCACCCAGCCAGCGACCAUCACCCAGCCAGCGACCAUCUCCCAGCCAGCGACCAUCUCCCAGCCAGCGACCAUCACCCAGCCAGCGACCAUCUCCCAGCCAGCGACCAUCUCCCAGCCAGCGACCAUCUCCCAGCCAGCGAUCAUCACCCAGCCAGCGACCAUCUCCCAGCCAGCAACCAUCACCCAGCCAGCGACCAUCACCCAGCCAGCGACCAUCUCCCAGCCAGCGACCAUCUCCCAGCCAGCGACCAUCUCCCAGCCAGCGACCAUCUCCCAGCCAGCGACCAUCUCCCAGCCAGCGCCCGUGUAG
Procambarus clarkii (red swamp crayfish) is the source of this 756-nucleotide messenger RNA. The record is from RefSeq and is a predicted model, not a curated record. Lineage: Eukaryota; Metazoa; Arthropoda; Malacostraca; Decapoda; Cambaridae.